AUGAGUGUUUGGCGUGUGUACACUGCCACUUGCGAGACUUCUGAAGAACAAUCCGUUAGCUACAGCAAAUUCAUCGAUCUUUGGCAGCAGUUUUGUCCAAAAGUUGUUGUGGCAAAACCAUUGACCGAUCUGUGCUUUACGUGUCAGCAGAAUACAACCAAACUUGUACAGGCCGCAAACCUUCCUGAGCACGAAAAGGCUGACCAGUAAAAGUCCAUAAAGAACAUUUGGACUGCGCCCAGAGUGAGAGAGACUUUUACAGACAAACUUGUUUAGAUUCAGCAGCGACUUUCAAGCAAAUAGAAGAGGAAAUGAAUUUGAACAAAGAACAUGAACCGUGUUCAUUUAAUGGCACCAUGCAUUACUCUUUUGAUUACUCGUAACUAGUCCACUUUGCAAGCAACCCCAUGCAACCCAGGCCGAUCUAUUUUAAGACCCCUCACAAAUGUGGAAUUUUCGGAGUCAUGUGCGAGGGUGUACCCCGUCAAGUAAACUAUUUAAUUUACGAAGCUGCAACUGUUGGUAGGGGGGCCAAUGCUACAAUAAGUUACGUUCAUCACUUCUUUUCACGUCAUGGUCUGGGGGAAACUGACGUUCAUUUACAUGCUGAUAAUUGUGUGGGACAAAAAAAACAAAAACAAAAACAAUUACUUUUUAUGGUAUUUAGCAUGGCAGACUGCAACUGAACUUCAUCAUAAUAUAAACUACUCCUUUCUCAUUGCUGGACAUGCUAAAUUUGGCCCAGAUCAUUGUUUCGGAUUCUUAAGAAGUUGUUCAAAGUCAGUUUUAUUUCUUCACUUUAUGAACUUGCCAGAAUGGUGGACACGUCAAGUAACGCAGGAGUCAACAAAGCUCAACUGGUAG
This is a messenger RNA of Porites evermanni, 864 nucleotides long. Lineage: Eukaryota; Metazoa; Cnidaria; Anthozoa; Scleractinia; Poritidae. The record is from the annotation of a GenBank genome assembly.